AUGGCUCGUGGUGGCAAAAACACCAUCCCUACCUCAUCCAAUUCUUCCGCUACUAACGCCACUCCUUCCUCUACUCCUAUGGAGGAUUCUGCAAGUCCUUACUACCUUCAGAAUGGUGAUCAUUCUGGUCUUAUUCUGGUUACCCACUCCCUUAGUGGUCCCAAUUUUAACUCCUGGAAUCGAGUAAUGCUUAUUGCUCUUACUACCAAUAACAAAGUGUGUUUCGUUGAUGGCAGCCUUCUUCGACCUGAAGCUUCUGAACUUUUAUUUGCAGCUUGGAACCAAUGCAACUCUAUGGUAACAUCAUGGCUUCUCAAUUCUGUCUCAAAAGAGAUUGUUGAUAGCCUUAUGUAUUUUUCCACAGCAUAUGAUUUAUGGGAGGAUCUUCGUGUGAGAUUUCAUCAAGCCAACGGACCACGAAUAUUUCAAUUAAAGCAGCAAAUCUCUUCGUUGCAUCAGGGGAGUCUUGAUGUCAACACUUAUUACACAAAGCUGAAAAUUCUCUGGGAUGAACUCCAAGAUUAUUCUCCUAAUUUCAAUUGCACUUGCGGUGCUUUCGUAUUUAUCAAUCUCCCAACAACAAGAUUAUGCAAUGCAAUUUUUAAUGGGGUUAAAUGA
Messenger RNA from Gastrolobium bilobum, 618 nucleotides. RefSeq lists its product as uncharacterized. The coding region runs from base 1 to 618 and encodes 205 amino acids. Lineage: Eukaryota; Viridiplantae; Streptophyta; Magnoliopsida; Fabales; Fabaceae. The record is from RefSeq and is a predicted model, not a curated record. The transcript has a single exon.